CGUGUAUUUUUACUUUGUUUACAUUUUUUUCAGACAAGUGCGCGUUUUUUAUUUAUUUGCUCUUUAGAAAUUAAAAAAAAUAUAAUAAAAUAAUUGUUUUAAAAUGAAAUUUUCUUAUAAAUUUUCCAAUUUAUUGGGUAGCAUAUAUCGCAAUGGCAAUUUGCUGUUUACGCCAGAUGGAAAUUCCAUAAUAAGUCCAGUGGGCAAUCGUUUGACUUUGUUCGAUCUAAAAAACAAUAAAGCUUGUACCUUGUCCUUGGAGUCACGCUAUAAUUACCAGAGUUUAGCCUUGUCGCCCGAUGGCAGUUUACUAUUGGCUGUUAAUGAUCAUGGCCAGGCUCAACUUAUAAGCAUGGUGUCGUGCACCGUUAUACACCAGCAUAAAUUCCAACAUGUCGUACAGUGUGUGGCCUUUAGUCCCAAUGGUGCCCAUUUUGCGGUGGCUAUGCAAAAUUUGGUAUUUAUUUUUAAGGCUCCUGGUGAAAUAACUGGCGAAUAUAAUCCUUUUGUUUUGGAGCGCCAUUAUUUGGGUGGCUUUGAUGAUGUUACCUGUUUAGAUUGGUCUUCCGAUUCGCGUUUCUUGAUUAUAGGCUGUCGCGAUAAUUCCUCCAAAGUUAUUGCCAUAAAUUAUAUGAAAAACUUCCGUACUUAUAUAUUGGGAGGUCACACUGAUUCUAUGGUAGCUUGUUUCUUUGAAAACAACAGUAUGCAUGCCAACACCAUCAGUCGUAAUGGUCAGUUGUGUUUGUGGGAAUGUAGUCUGGAACCCUCCCAAAUAGGAACACACAACAAAAACAAUAAAACCGAACAGUUGUCUUUGCAAAGUAAAAGAAAUAAAAAGGCUAGCACGGAAUCGGCUGAAGAGUCCGAAGAUGAUGUAGAAAAUACGGUGGAAAAACGUACUGCCAACACUACUACCGAAGAAAGCAUUGCCGAACAAAUGGUGGAUGAGAAUGAGGUAAAAGAUGAAGAUGUCAAGCGAGCUCAUCCAUUUUUCUAUAAGAAAUUGGCGCGUCAUUAUCUGGCCGAUGAGCCACGUAAAGAAAAACGUGAUGCUGUGCUGACUACGGCCCAUUAUAAUCGUCAAACUAAAGUGUUGGUGGUGGGUUUCAGCACCGGCUCAUUUUAUUUAUACGAAUUGCCCGAGGUAAACAUGAUUCAUUCUUUGAGCAUUUCGGACUAUGCCAUUUCCUCGGCCUUGUUUAAUAUUACCGGCGAUUGGGUGGCCUUGGCUUCUAAGGAAAUGGGACAGUUAAUGGUUUGGGAAUGGCAAUCGGAACAGUAUAUAAUGAAACAACAGGGUCAUAGCAGUGAAAUGUCUUGUGUCUCCUAUUCGCCAGAUGGCCAGUAUAUAGCUACGGGUGGCGAAGAUUCUAAAGUUAAAUUGUGGAAUACCCAAAGUGGUUUUUGUUUCGUGACCUUCUCAGAGCACACAAGUGGCGUGACGGGUGUGCAAUUCAGUCGCAGUAAAAAGUUUUUAGUAAGUUGUUCAUUAGAUGGCACUGUCAGAGCUUUUGAUAUAAUACGCUAUCGUAACUUCCGUACCUUUACCUCACCCACACCCGUGCAAUUUUCUUGUGUGGCCAUGGAUUUCUCCGAUGAAUUGGUGGUGGCUGGCGGUUUAGAUGUGUUUGAAUUGUAUUUAUGGUCUGUUAAGUUGGGUACUCUAUUGGAGGUAAUCAGCGGCCAUGAAGGACCUGUAUCAUCGAUAGCUUUCGCUCCGGUGGCUUCUUCCUCAACUUUGGUUUCGGGCUCUUGGGAUAAAACCAUUAAAAUCUGGAAUUGUUUGGAAAACAAAUCCGAACAUGAAACCAUCGAUUUACUAUCGGAUGUUACCUGUGUGGCGUUUAGUCCAAAUGGUGAAAAUGUGGCUAUAGCCAUUUUAAACGGCAAUAUUGUGGUAUUUGAUGUAAAAACAGCUGCACAAAUUAGUACUAUUGAGGGGCGUAAUGAUUUGGACAGUGGUCGGCUGGAUACGGAUGUUGUAACAGCCGAUAAGAAUAAACAGGGCAAAUAUUUCUCCUCUUUAGAAUACUCAGCCGAUGGCGAAUGUAUAUUGGCUGGUGGCAAAUCUCGUGUCAUUUGUAUUUAUCAUGUUAAGGAGGCCGUGCUAUUGAAAAAAUUCCAAAUUACACAAAAUUUCAGUUUUGAUGGCAUGAAUGAAUUUAUAAAUCGCCGCAAUUUAACGGAAUUUGGUAAUAUGGCUUUAGUGGAGCAAAGAGAAGAGCUGGAGGGCGGCAAUGUGGCCAUACGUUUGCCGGGUGUGCAAAAAGGUGAUAUGGCGGCACGCAAUUUCAAGCCAGAAGUUAAAGUAUUCAGUGUGAAAUUUUCACCCACGGGACAAGCAUUUGCAGCAGCCUGUACAGAGGGUUUAUGCAUAUACAGCUUGGAUAAGGGCGUGGUUUUUGAUCCUUUCGAUUUGUCCUUGGAGGUAACACCCAAAGCCAUUAAAGAGUCUUUAAAAGCUAAAAACUAUUCCAAAGCCUUAAUAAUGGCCUUGAAAUUAAAUGAAAAUAAUCUUUUAAAUUUGGCCUUGGAAGCGACCCCCCAACAAGACAUUAAUCUUAUAUGUUCUACACUGCCGAAUAAAUUUGCUCAUCGUUUGUUGCAAAUAUUAUCGAAACUUUUGCAGACCUCACCCCAUGUUGAAUUCUAUUUGAAAUGGUGUUGUUGUUUAUUAUUUAGUCAUGGCAAUAAAGAUGGCGUUUUCCAACACACUUCACUUUUAGCUUUACAUGAAUCUAUUUCAAGGAAAUAUGAAAGUCUUAAUAGAAUCUGUGAUUUCAAUAAAUUCACCAUACGUUCUCUCUUGAAAACGGCUCAGACUAGAAAUUUACAAAAUGCCUCCCAGAAUGCUGAACUUUUGCAAUCCACAAAGGAUAGUAAUCUAGAUGAUGAAGAUGAGGAUAUGUUGCUUAUUAAGACAGAAUCGAAACAAACAGACGAGUUUGUGGAAGAAAGUGAGGAAGAAGAUAGUAGUGAAGAGGAAGAGGACAGUGACUAAAACUCCGUUGUGUAAUUUUAAGUAAAAAAAAAAUGUAAUAAAAUUUGAUGAAAAACCUGAUUUUUAAA
Messenger RNA from Calliphora vicina (urban bluebottle blowfly), 3072 nucleotides. Its product is annotated as periodic tryptophan protein 2 homolog. The coding region runs from base 104 to 3004 and encodes 966 amino acids. Lineage: Eukaryota; Metazoa; Arthropoda; Insecta; Diptera; Calliphoridae. Gene Ontology annotation, cellular component: Pwp2p-containing subcomplex of 90S preribosome; small-subunit processome. Gene Ontology annotation, biological process: maturation of SSU-rRNA from tricistronic rRNA transcript (SSU-rRNA, 5.8S rRNA, LSU-rRNA); ribosomal small subunit assembly. Gene Ontology annotation, molecular function: protein binding. The transcript has 10 exons. The record is from RefSeq and is a predicted model, not a curated record.